Messenger RNA from Acytostelium subglobosum LB1, 825 nucleotides. RefSeq lists its product as hypothetical. Bases 1 to 825 code for a protein of 274 amino acids. Gene Ontology annotation, molecular function: protein binding. The transcript is spliced from 3 exons. Gene Ontology annotation, biological process: cytoplasmic translation. The record is from RefSeq and is a predicted model, not a curated record. Lineage: Eukaryota; Evosea; Eumycetozoa; Acytosteliales; Acytosteliaceae.
AUGUCUGAGGAGAAACUGAUGGAGAUAGAGGCACUUGGUGCCAUCUAUAUGGAUAGCUUUCAAGUGAUCAACGAUGAUAAUAUACAGAUAACUCUACUGCCAAACCCAAGUGGAGAAGACAACCAUGGUAUGAUAAUCAUUGUUGCUGUUAUUGUCAUCAACGCGUUGAUGAAUGCGCAUACAGAUUCACUAACAUAUGACACAACUAAUGAUGAUGAUGAUGAUGAUGAUGAUGAUUAUACAGUUGGUGUGAUACUAGACAUUAAAUAUACAGCAGACUAUCCCAACUCAGUACCAAUUAUCGAGUUGAUACCAACUGAGAAGUUGACAAAGGAUAGAAUAGAAGGACUCAUUUCAGAUGUAAACAAUCAAGCCACAGAGAACAUAGGUACAUCAAUGAUAUUUAUAUUGGCUGGAACAAUCAAAGAAUGGUUGGACAACAAUAAUACUGAUUUGGUAGAACAGGAGGAUGAUGAGGCAGAGGAGUCAUCAUCAGAGGAAGAGGAAUACGUAUUUGAAGGUACACCAGUGACAAUUGACACGUUUAAGGAGUGGAGAAAGCGAUUCCUGGCAGAGAUGCAGCCAAUGAAGAAGGAGGUCGCCGCAAGCAAGUUGAACAAACUGACGGGUCGUCAGCUGUUUGAGAUCGACUCGACGCUGAUCCUGUCCGACUCCAAGUUCAUGGAGGAGGGCGAGGAGACAUCAAACAUCUCUGCCUCGACCGUCAAGCCCAAGCUCGAAGAUGUUGCAGCACAAGUCGACUGGAGUCUAUUUGGAAACGAUGACCUGCCCGAAGACCUUGAUGAUAUUGAAGAGGAUAAUUGA